Molecule: messenger RNA, 750 nt
Organism: Scomber japonicus (chub mackerel)
Lineage: Eukaryota; Metazoa; Chordata; Actinopteri; Scombriformes; Scombridae
Product: troponin I, slow skeletal muscle-like
Exons: 6
Coding region: 1-534 (177 amino acids)
Biological process (GO): muscle contraction
Cellular component (GO): troponin complex
Source: RefSeq, a predicted model, not a curated record
AUGGCCGAAAAGCUGAGAAAGCCAAAAUAUUCAGCUACACGUCGACUUCAAUUGAAGUCUAAGCUGCUGAAGAAGGCAGCUUCUCUGCUGGUAGCUGAAAUUGAAGAGAAGAAACGUGAGAGAGAAAGGACAAUGAAUGAAAGCAACCCUCCACUGAAGAUGUCAGGUCUGUCAACCCAGGAACUCCAGGAUCUUUGCAAAGAACUACAUCGGAAGAUAGACGUUGUAGAUGAUGUACGUUAUGAUAUGGAGGUUAAGGCAUCCAAAAAUGAAAAAGAGAUCCAGACACUGGCGCAGAAGAUGACUGAGCUAAAGGGGGGAAAGAGGCCUACCUUAAAGAGGGUGAAGAAAACAACAGACGAUAUGCUGGGCACCGACGCCAAAUUCAUGUCUUCCAAGGCUGAUUUCAAGGCCAACCUCAAGACAGUGAAGAAAGAGGAAGAAAAGAGGGAAGAGGUGACUGACUGGCGUAAGAACGUGGAGGCCAUGUCUGGUAUGGAGGGCAGGAAGAAGCUGUUUGAUGCUGGACAAUAAGAAGGUGCUCGUGUGAAAAAAGGACACAAGCACUCUGGGACACAAAACCCUGAGGUUGCAAAUACAGUGUAUGUCUUUUCUAGGUCCAGGUUUGUUGUGUCCAUCACUUCCUUUUGUUAAUCUUUAUUGUUCACUGUCCAACUCUCACAAGUUCUCCAUAACAAGAGAAAACUAAGCAGGUGUUGUGGAGAAUGAUGUCAACGCUUGCUACUUUUA